This is a messenger RNA of Dujonia railenensis, 1530 nucleotides long. Lineage: Eukaryota; Fungi; Ascomycota; Pichiomycetes; Serinales; Debaryomycetaceae. The record is from the annotation of a GenBank genome assembly.
AUGUCAUUCAACGAGUAUUCUGACUUCGAAAACGAACUAACAACCAGUGAUGGAGAAUUCGACGGAGAAUUUUCCGAUUUAGAUGAUCCUCCCGUGAUUGUUCAAUCUUUCAAUUCCAAGCUGUCCUACGAUCAUUUGGCCGACAAGUUCAUUGACUUUACGAACCAGAAUCCUACCACUUUUCAUACUAUUUCUUAUUUUAAGACACUCCUCGAGAGCCAAGGAUUUCAACUGAUCCCAGAAUCGAAACCGUUGACUCCUCAGGUAAAGAAUGACUUGAAGCUAAAUGGAGGACUUUACUAUUCUGUCAGGUCUGACUUAUCGCUCGUAGCAUUCGUCAUUGGAGCUGAAUGGAAGCCUGAAAACGGUGUGGGAAUCAUAGGAUCCCAUGUGGAUGCUCUCACAGCUAAGUUGAAACCAAUUUCUGUCAAGUCAGAUCAUGACGGCUACCAAUUACUUGGUGUAGCACCCUAUUCUGGAACUUUAAAUAAAUUAUGGUUGGAUAGAGAUUUGGGAAUUGGAGGAAAAGUUAUUGUAAAAGAUCAAAAAACUGGUAGAGUCAGCUCGAGAUUUGUUAAGUCAGCGCAUCCGAUUGCUAAAAUCCCAUCGAUUGCUGAACAUUUCAUUGAUUUUGAACAGCAAAAAUACAACAAAGAAACUGGAAUGGUCCCGAUCAUCGGGUUUACAGAAAAAGACGAUACUUCAGAUGUCACUGAUUCCGAGAAAGCAUCCCCACUUUAUGGGAAGCACUCUAUACAUCUUCUCAGAUACAUUUCCAAAUUGUCCUCAACGCCAAUCUCCCAUAUCCUCCAGCUCGACUUAGAGCUCUAUGAUGUUCAAGCUGCUACCAGAGGUGGUCUCUCUAAUGAAUUCAUUUUUGCACCCAGGGUGGAUGACAGGCUUUGUUCGUUCGCGGCUAUCUAUAGCUUAAUUCAAGUGAGUAAGUCAGUGGGAGACUUGACUUCUUACGGUGGUUUCCAGCUUGUUAAUUUGGUAGACAAUGAAGAAAUUGGUUCAGCUACAAGAACUGGAGUGAGAGGAAAAUUUAUGAAUUCUACAAUAGAUAGAGUGCUUUACGCAAGGAACUUGCCUGCAGCCACUUCUAGACAAGUUUAUGCCAAUUCUUUCAUACUUUCAGCAGAUGUUACUCAUGCGUUAAAUCCAAAUUUUGCUAGUGCCUAUUUGAAGGACCACGCUCCACUUCCAAACGUUGGGUUAACUAUAAAGCAAAACGCCAACUGGAAAAAUAUGACUGAUCUGACGGGAUUAGACGUCAUGCGGAGAAUCGCAAAGAAAAACAAGUUAACUUUACAGACUUUUCAUAUCAAGAAUGGGGAACCAUCUGGUGGAACUAUCGGUCCCAUGAUUUCCUGUGACACUGGGUCGAGAACGGUAGACGUAGGGUUGAGUCAAUUGUCAAUGCACAGUAUUAGGGCGAUGUUUGGGUAUAAAGAAGUUGGAAUAGGGGUAGAAACAUUCAGUGCCUUCUUUAAAGAUUGGCAAGAGAUCUACAAAGAAUAUGAUGCUUAA